CACCUGGUGUGGCGCUAUAUUUGCGUCCUUUCUUUAUUUCCCCUUCUUUUCUCUUUCCCAUUUUCGUUUCCUGCAGUCCUCAAAAAGUCCCAGCGCGUUUUUCUUUUUCUCCUCGCUGCCCGGAGAUGCAUCUUCAAGCCUCGAAAUCUCCUUUUUCCAACUUCUCAUAAAGGAUAAGAUUUCUGGGUGUUGAGGGUGCUUUCGUUAAAUUUGUAAUUUUUUUUCAAAAACAAAAAAAAAGUUUGAGGUAAAAAAAAACGAGGAUGGUGGCGGAGAAAAACUCGAAUUCGAGCUCCGGGAAUGGAGAUAGAAGCAUUAACAGCGAAACCCAGGUGGUGCUGAAUGUAUAUGAUCUCACUCCAAUCAACAAUUACAUGUACUGGUUUGGUUGUGGGAUUUUCCAUUCAGGAAUUGAAGUCCAUGGUAAGGAGUAUGGCUUUGGAGCACAUGACUUUCCUGUUAGUGGAGUUUUUGAAGUGGAGCCAAAGAGCUGCCCGGGUUUCAUUUACAGAUGUUCUAUUUCAUUAGGUCGAAUAAAUAUGCCACAACCUGAAUUUCGGACGUUUAUCGAGCGUAUAGCUUCUGAGUAUCAUGGAGAUACCUAUCAUCUCAUAUCCAAGAACUGCAACCAUUUUACAGAUGAUAUCUCACAGAAAUUGACGGGCAAGCAUAUUCCUGGGUGGGUGAAUCGGCUAGCUCGGCUAGGUUCAUUGUGUAGUUGUCUGCUUCCUGAAAGCCUUCAAGUAACUACUGUAAAACAGCUUCCGGAAUACCACGAGUGUGCAGAAGAUGGAACCGAGUCUCUCACAACGACAACUCCCCGCGAGUCAACAGAAAUUGAUGACACAGAUCAAGAGAAACAUCUCCUGUCACCGUCUAGUGGUGGUGGGGAUGUGUCAUUUGUUAAAGAGGCUCAAAAGUCGGAAGCGAGUAUGUGUCCUAGUCUAGAAACAGGGGAGAGAUUCCCUUCAGAUAACGCUUGCUGAAAUCAUUGCAGAGAAUGACUUGCUGGGAAGGGAGAGAAUGUUGUUGUGAACAGCGUUGGCUUUCAUCACCAUUUAUAAAUUGGUCCAGUUUCUGAUUGCUUCAUUUGGAUGUUGUAGUUUCUUCAAAUCGUUCUCUCAUUUUUUUUCUGCAUUUCUUUUUAUUUUUGAGUGUACCUCCCUCCCCCACUCAGUUUCCUUUUUCCUUUUUGGUUUGUUCAAAGAUUUUGGAACUUGGUAGGAGCCAUGUUGUAUUGUGUUUGAUGUCGCUGUAUUGGCGCUUUGGUAGUGGAAGUAUUGGCAUGAAUACGACUUAUCCUUGUCUAA
Molecule: messenger RNA, 1310 nt
Organism: Carica papaya (papaya)
Lineage: Eukaryota; Viridiplantae; Streptophyta; Magnoliopsida; Brassicales; Caricaceae
Product: deSI-like protein At4g17486
Biological process (GO): protein deubiquitination
Molecular function (GO): deubiquitinase activity
Source: RefSeq, a predicted model, not a curated record